CUGUGUGUUUCGCCUGAGGGACCUUGCUGCCAGGCUGUGGACAGUGUCUAGGAGGCUCCCUGGGCCUGCGGGCGUGAUGAGUGAGCGGAUUGACUAGUUACGGCUGAAGAAUUGUGUCCUGGCCCCGACCCGGCUGGACUCUUGAGUCCCAGUGUCCUUAGUCCCCGACUGAGCUCCAGGCCUCGGUGUUCAGGACAGUGGAGCGUUCGCACGUGCCGAGUCUUCAUUCCAGAAUCCAGUAUGUUAAGAGGUAGAGGGUACAGGCGGAGGGAUCUGCAUGUGCAAAGACUCGGAGGUGGGACUGACCUGAGGGACAUUCAGGAAAGAUCUGUCUUCCACUGCAGGGAACCAAGAGCAUGAGAGGAGUCCCGCCUUUAUUCCCGGGUGCUGGGAAUCAUAGAAAUUUUUUAAUAGAAGAGGAAUGUCCAUGAUCUGAUUUGGGAUUUUGAAAAUAUCCCAGUGAAUACUCGGUAAACAUACUAAGUGAACACACUGGUGGGAGAGGGAUUGUGGCCAACCUGAAAACAGGGAGAUUCAUGAGGAUGCUGCUGCAGUAUUCAUCGGGACAGUUAUGAUGGUGGCCUGUCCAGAGCAGAAGCAAGAAAGACACCCAGGUCGGUCCCGAAGAAAAAGACCAAGGAGUCGAUACCGUGAUGUGCCAGCAGCACCUAGACGACCCAAAGACAAGCAAGUCUGGGAAAGUCCAUUUUGCGCGGCCCAUUUAGCAAGGAAAACGGAUGGUUUAGGGACGUCUCAGACAACGAUCCAGACUCAAGAAAGAUGCAGACUGGGGGCUUGCGCGUCUUGGUGGAGGGGCUGAUGUCAACCCCACAGACCACAGAGAGGCCGAACCCAAGCACAGGCCUCCAGAGGUGGAGCCAGGUCUGCAUUCCCGGGCUCGCGGCCCAAGCACCACUGCUCCCAGCCCGGCCCUCCCGCAGGGCUUUGUCCCAUGUCAGGCGCGCAGGGGUGCUGCGGGACUGCACUUCCCAGCGCUGCGCGAACACGCCUGGCCUUUGCCACCGACGUGCGAAAGGGCGCCGCCCAGCAGGCUGCAGAGCGGGCGGGAACUACGCUUCCCAGAAGGCGCCGCGCGUGCGUCCGCAGCGUGCACUGGGCCAAUGAGGGCUUGCGGGGGCUGGACUUCCGGCGUCCGGGGACUGUCACUUUGCUGCGGAGCGUGGGGGCCACACCGGUGUUGGCGACUGCAGAGCGGUGGGCCCGGGCCUGUUUCCAGGAGGCUUGGAGACCCGAAGCGAGGGGCGCGACGAGUGCGCGAGCGGAGGGCCGCUAGGCGCGCGCCGUGGUCGCGGGCGACGGUCGCGCCGCCCGAAUCUCGGUUUCUCCGGGUGUAGCCUGGCCGCCUCGCGGGGCUGUGGGGCGGUGCCCCGAGUCACGUGUUCCCCGACCCCCGGGCGGCUGGGCAGGCGGCGUCCUGGCCUCCAGGGCGUCUGUGCCCUAGACGGACGGGGAGACUGAGGCCCGGAGCCGGGACGUCCGCGUCGUCCGUCGCUGUCUGCGCGUCCCCAAGUGCAGGUUCCGAUGGCGACCGCGGCGCUGACAGACCCGGCGCAGGGCCUGAUGGCCUUUGAGGAUGUGGCCGUGUACUUCUCCCAGGAGGAGUGGGAGCUCCUGGACGCAGCCCAGAGGGCCUUGUACUGCCAUGUGAUGCUAGAGAACUUCGCACUUGUGGCCUCACUGGGACUCUCUGCCUCACGACCCCGGGUAGUCAUCCAGCUUGAGCGUGGCGAGGAGCCCUGGGUUCUCAGUGGGACAGUUGUGACACCAGCCAGGAAUGCUCACAGGAAGCCCAGCCCUGGUUCCCGUCAUCUGGCAUAUGACAGGGUUGUUCCAGGAGAAGCAGCGCUGCCAGGGGUCUUCCAUGAUGGCUCCUCUCCCGCACGUACAAGGGUCCUCCCCUUCACUGGCAUCUGUGAACAUGGGAAAAGCCUGGAGGGCUGGCAGGGCACCUCCCCCUCUCAGGAGAAAAAACCCACAGGGGUGUCUGUAAUCUAUUGGGAGCAGCUCUUGUUAGGUCCUGGCAGUGGGGAGGCCAGUGUCAGUCUGCGGCUGACCUCCCCACUGAGGACGGCCGAGGCCAGCCCACCUAGGGAGAAGGCUCUUAUGACCCGCCCCAUGCCAGGCAAGCAGCUAAGGGCAUGUGGGGGUCAGAAGCCAUAUGGGCAGGAGGCCCCUGGGAGAGCUCUCCCCAAAAUUCCAGAGUUAGAGGCUGGUCUCACCUCUGGGGCAGGAGGAAAGUGUCUGGCUAGCCACAAGCCUCACGGACUCCCUGCUGGCCAGGAGCCCCCAAACUGGGAUCAGCUGGGCAAGGCCCUCCACACGGGCCCCGGCCUGCUUCCCGGGGAGAAGCCCUUCGAAUGCAGGGCGUGCAACAAAGUGUUCGUGAAGAGCUCGGACCUGCUCAAGCACCUGCGCACGCACACUGGGGAGCGGCCCUAUGAAUGCGCACAGUGUGGCAAGGCCUUCAGCCAGACAUCACACCUGACACAACACCAGCGCAUCCACAGCGGUGAGACGCCCUACGCGUGCCUGGCCUGCGGCAAGGCCUUCCGGCAUAGCUCCUCGCUGGUGCGGCACCAGCGCAUCCACACGGCGGAGAAGUCCUUCCGCUGCAGCGAGUGUGGCAAGGCCUUCAGCCACGGCUCCAACCUCAGCCAGCACCGCAAGAUCCACGCGGGCGGGCGGCCCUACGCGUGUGCCCAGUGUGGCCGCCGCUUCUGCCGCAACUCACACCUGAUUCAGCAUGAGCGCACGCACACGGGUGAGAAGCCUUGUGCCUGUGCCCUUUGCGGUGCCGCCUUCAGCCAGGGUUCUUCACUCUUUAAGCACCAGCGUGUGCACACAGGCGAGAAGCCCUUCGCCUGCGCCCAGUGUGGCCGCGCCUUCAGCCACAGCUCUAACCUCACACAGCAUCAGCUGCUGCACACAGGCGAGCGGCCCUUCCGCUGUGGGGACUGCGGGAAGGCUUUUGCCAAGGGGGCGGUGUUGCUCAGCCACCGACGCAUCCACACGGGGGAGAAGCCCUUUGUGUGCGCGCAGUGUGGCCGCGCCUUCCGUGAGCGCCCGGCCCUCUUCCACCACCAGAGGAUCCACACGGGAGAGAAACCUGUGCGGAGAGCCCGGCGUGGGGCAGGCCUGUGCCCCCAGGCCAGGCCUUCUUCGGUGGCGUCAUCCGAGGGCUCCCUGGGGAGGGAGGCCGGGCCCACUCCUGCCUCAGGUCCAGCUGCAGGUUCAAAGCCCACUGAAGCCUGAGUUCGCAGCUCCAGCCUUCCUGGCUUGUCGUAAAACAUCCGCGUUCCCUGCACAUCCACGUUUCGGAGAAGCCCCAUGCGUGCGUGCACCACUGCGUGUGGUGACGAUGUUUGCCGUUUCAGCCACAGCUCACUCCAACCCUAGAUGGUCAGGCUGCAGGAAUAUGAGGGGGAUAUUUCCCCCUUCUGGCUGCUGGGACUUUGGUAGGGCAGAGACUUGGCGUCAGAGUGCCAUUCAUGCCCGCUAUGACUAUGGGUGCUCAGGUGAGGAGGGGGAGUGCUGGAAUGCUGGGGAGGCAGUCCUAGAAAUUUCCCCUGUGCACGCACAAACUGGCCACCAUGCCGGCCGUCAGGAUGUUCCUCCAAGACCUCCUGGACUUCCUCCAAGGCCUCCUGGGAGUGGACCCAGUAGAUGGGAGGUCAUGUGGGGGUCUAGGUUUGACCUUGGACUCUAAGUCGUAGCUUCCACCUCUGCGGAAAAGAACAGAUGAGAGAGAGACAGAGAGAGAGAGUGAGCCAGGCCUACAGAGGGAAUUUGCAGCAUCCUGACAGGCAAGAUCUUGGUACGGGCCAACACGUGCCAGUUGCCAGCUCUGUGAGGUGGCUGCUGUGGCUGGUAUCCCCACUUCUCAGAUGAGGAAACUGAGGCAGAGAGAGGGAAUGUGAGUUGUACACAGCAGAGGCAGGACUUGAGUCCAGGGCACAGGCCCAGCAUCCAGACAGCUCCCCACACUGGCACCCGUGCUCUGGUCUGCCAGUGUGAGAGCUGGGUGAUGCCAGGCCUGGCUACCCGCACGUGGCAGUCCCACAGUGGGUGGGGCAAGUAGAGGUGGAGGUCCCUGGGGUGGGGAGAGGGAGACAGACAUAAAGAAUGAUGGCUCUUGAGCCUUGCUCUUUGAGUUUCUCAUCCAAGCCUCAGCAUUGGCCAUGUCUCAUUGUUACCAAAGGCACCACUACAGGAGCCUUUAUAUCCCCACUGCCCUGACGAGAGGUGAUCAUAGCAGCAGGUUCGGAGGAGACCAUAUGCGACUACUCGUUUCUGCAGGGUCUGGUGGCAAGUGCCCACGUGUUCUCUUCCCUCCAUAGGACAGAGGAUUUGCUCUCAUCUAAGGACCUGUUUGUGCACCCUCCCAUCCUGGGACACCUGCACAUGGCCUGGGACACAGAGUCAGAGGGGUCGGGUGGGACCAGGUUUCUCCCUGUGGCCCUCAGCUGACCAGGGCCCAUCCUGACCUCGGUCCUCACACUCAGGAAUGUCAGUGGUCUCUUUAUUUGGGAACAAGAAAAACCGAUAAUUAGAAGUUGUUAGUGGACGCCAUUGUGUAAAAUCCUUGGCAUGGCACUGUGGAAGUCCACAGCCUCAGCCUCCAGGUCAUGGGUCAGAGGGAUUUAACAACACAGUCCAGAGAGGCUUCCUGAUAAAAAUUUCUCAAACGUG
Messenger RNA from Ailuropoda melanoleuca (giant panda), 4710 nucleotides. Its product is annotated as zinc finger protein 324A. The record is from RefSeq and is a predicted model, not a curated record. NCBI's taxonomy places the organism in Eukaryota, Metazoa, Chordata, Mammalia, Carnivora, Ursidae. Gene Ontology annotation, biological process: regulation of transcription by RNA polymerase II. The transcript has 5 exons. The coding region runs from base 1543 to 3273 and encodes 576 amino acids. Gene Ontology annotation, molecular function: DNA-binding transcription factor activity, RNA polymerase II-specific. Gene Ontology annotation, cellular component: nucleus.